AUCACAGGUGGAGAGGAGAGGUGUCCCCAUAGUAUAAAUAUCGAAGACGCACAAAUUCAAGUCACAUCUCAGGUACGAACCCAGCAGAGGAAACAACACAACCCACGACUCUCCUCAAAAAUGAAGACUGUUUUUGUGAUCGCCGCCUGUCUGCUGGCCGUCGCCGUGGCCGCUCCUGCUGAUCGCGAGAAGCGUGGCUACGCCGUGGCCGCCGCGCCCGCGGUGUAUCACGCUGCCCCAUUGGCCGCCCCUGCCUAUUACCACGCUCCUGCGCCCGCUGUAUACCACGCGCCCGUCGCACCUGUGGCCUACCACCCUCCGGCCGUGGCCUACGCAGCUCCCGCGGUCCAUGCCCCUGUGGCCUAUCACGCCCCCGCCAUGGGCUACCCUCUCGGAUACAGUGCAUACACCCUUCACUAAUUUCGGAAAACCAUCAACACUUUGGAACACACAAGAGAUGGGACUGUUGAGAUCUGAGCAGUCACUGACCACCCCAGCUGAUAAACACCCGCGUAUCCACGCAAAGUCGUGGUGGGGGGGAUUUCAAAUCUUAAUUUUACGAUCGCUUUUUGUCACUGCGUAGAUUUUAGAAACAAAAAGGGAACAAGCUAAAGAAUAAUGAUAAGAGGAAAUUGAAUAAAAAAGUUCUUCCAUACUUUGAAUAAUUCCUAAUUUUUGUGUUUGCAAUUCUUUUAAAGCCGAAAAAUUAUAUUUAUAUGUACAUAAUUCUAAAAAGAGAGAUUUUUUUUUGAGUUUAUAGAGACGGUUUAAUGAGUUCAAGCGUUACAAAUUACACGCCAGUAAAUAUAUAACACAUACUCUCAACAAUUAUGAUUGAAAUCUUUGCAGUCUAUUUGAAACAGAUAUAAAUAAAAUUUAUCUCACAGAUUUUUGUAUUAUUAACAAUUAUGCCAUGUUUUAUGCUUUAAUGUGAUGCGACCCUCCAAGAAGUGGAUGAAAUUCCUCGGUGAUUAUUUCUGUAUAUCUGGGUUGACGAGAUUCCACUCUCAAGAAAAUCAAAUGUGCGAAAAACUGA
Neocloeon triangulifer is the source of this 1036-nucleotide messenger RNA. RefSeq names its product cuticle protein 16.5-like. The coding region runs from base 121 to 420 and encodes 99 amino acids. The record is from RefSeq and is a predicted model, not a curated record. The transcript has 2 exons. NCBI's taxonomy places the organism in Eukaryota, Metazoa, Arthropoda, Insecta, Ephemeroptera, Baetidae.